This is a messenger RNA of Schistosoma haematobium, 5431 nucleotides long. RefSeq names its product WD repeat-containing protein 27, variant 2. The record is from RefSeq and is a predicted model, not a curated record. Gene Ontology annotation, molecular function: protein binding. The transcript is spliced from 18 exons. The coding region runs from base 2938 to 5211 and encodes 757 amino acids. Lineage: Eukaryota; Metazoa; Platyhelminthes; Trematoda; Strigeidida; Schistosomatidae.
GUAACAUUCAGAUGGACCACGCCUGCAUCGCCGAGCCAUGCCAUCCGAUCAACUCCAGUCCAUUCAAUUCAUUGUUCACGCCUUCUCCAUCGUUAGGUAUUUCUCCGCGUUAAAUAUUGAAUAUCUAUUUUCUGAGUAGUCUCAUGUUCACAGCUUUGUGGAUUGUGUGGCUAUUGUCCAAUGCCACUACAGAUGUUCAGAUUAAGGUAAUUGUCAACCUGAUAGCUAUUAAAAACAAAAAUGAUUAAGAUUUAGGAUUAUGGCUAACUAAUAGUUUUGAGAAUAAUUAGAAAGGGUUCGAUAUAACAACCAGAAAAAAACAGAUUUUGAGAGACAAAAAGAAAUGUUAACACUGUGGAAGAAUGAGAAACUAAAUAUAUCGUCUAUAUUUGCAAGGAUAACGCUUAAACUGGUGGAUAGCAAUCGCGUAUGCUGUACAUACAUUUUCAUCUGCAUUCGUUUUGAGACGUCUCUUCUAACGGUAUGUACGAUUUUGAAGGAGUCUUUUAGUGAUAGGGACUGAUCACAAUCAACUAGAUGUUUUGAAACCGGGUCCUCAAUUUACUUCUGAGAUUCUUUAGAAAGCCUGAUGUUGCGUUCCGAAGGAGUUCACUUUGUGCGACCAAUAUAACCCCCCCACAUAAGCGAGUAAACUGAAAGACACAAAUAAAUUCAGCCCAAAGCGUGAGUUCAUCCCUCACAUAGCUAAGAAUUACAGACUUACUAGAAAGGACAGUGUGAAGUUCAACUCUACAAAAUGUUUUUCUCAGAGAUGUAGAAAGUCUGAUUUUCAUACUUCUCACUAAAGUAUCUCUGUUGAACAUGAUAUCCUCAAUCAUUAUUUCGUUCUGUGAUAUGGCCCGCUAUGCCUGCAAAUAAACACAUGUGCUUGAAAUAUAAUGAAUAAAUGUGGCGUAGCCAACACGGACUCACCUGGGAGAAAGAAAAGUGAAUGGUGACAGAUCUGCACAUUUAUGUGCACUCAACAAAAUGGUUUUAUGGCCCUAUAUCUGACCCCGGUCUGAUCCUACGGUGAUUCUUCUUACAAUAUAUGUCAUCUAUUCUCGUAUAUAAUUAUUAACCUAACUCGCGUCUGUGAAUAAUUGGAUUAAAAAAGCCAAAUACGAGGAUGAAUUUUGAAUACGCAUAUUUCAUGCACUCAUUGAUUUGAAUAGAUAAUCAGGGAGAUGGAACAAAAAGGGAAGAGCGAAUCAGAUUACAGAGGGCAAGUGAGCCAAGUCGAUUUAAUCAAGCGUUAACCGAUAUUUAUAGCCAGAUACAAAUAAGCUACAAACAUGUGAUGAGUAUGAUAGGAUCUGCACACAUAUACACUCAUCUAAAUACAGUCAGAAUAAACAAGCCAAUAAGUGACAAGGUCAAAAUGUGGUUUAAGAAGAAUGAAUAGAUUGGCUUAUCCAGAACCUGGAAUAAAUUGUGUGAGUUUCAUAUGACACAUGACGUUACAUUAUCCCCCACAAUAGUUAUAGGUGUCACAAUAUUCUCUCACAAACGCAUACACAAAGCUACAUGCCUCACAGGACCACACUACAGAGAACCAGAUCCAUCAUAUUCGUACCAGUUAGAAAUUUGGUAGAUCCGUCGGAGACGUGGCAACCAGGAGAGGAGCUAACAUAAUUUCAGAUCACCACCCGGUGGUUGCUAAGAUGAAAGCUGAAUACACUGAAGCAAACAUGCAAGUGAACAGGAGCAUUAGAGCCGAUAAGCAGAAAUAUAUGUAAGACCUAGCAACGACAGGGGAAAAGGCUGGAAGAGGAGGAAGUACGAAACAACUAUAUGAGACGACGAAGAAACUGACAGAAAAUAUAAUAAACCAGAGACCAGUCAAGGACACGAGGGAAAUUUGAUCACUGAGAUUAAAGAACAGAGAAACGGAUGUGUAUAACAGUUUGAGGAACUCAAAUAAAUCAGCUCCACUGAAUCUGCCGGACAUCAAAGAAGCACACACAGACCUUCCUAUAGAUGUCACUCCACCAACAGUCGAGGAAACAGGGAUGUACGACAAAGAUACCAAGAGUGGGAUGGCAGCAGCAUCUAAGGCUCUGGGGUCGAACACAGAAGUAACUGCAAACAUGCUUCGCAUCACAAUAGAAGUCGGUUUGGUGAGACUAUAAUUUGCGGUCGAUCUUUGAGUGACGCCAGAUUGACAUUGAGAGUGUCUACUUAAUUAAUAAGGCUAAAUGAGGGUUGUAAAGCAGUUUGAAGGAUAAGGAUUAUUAUUUACAGUUAAUGUCUAAGGUUUGGAAUUAGACUAGUGGUUUUUCAUCAUGAACUGACAUCAGCUACAAUGUCAAUACGCUAUUUGGCCAAAUGGGUGAGUGAAUUUUGCUCCGAAAUGCAAGACUUCUUAUCGUAAAUCUGUUUGAUUCAUCCAUAAAAUGCAGUCUCACCGCAUUUGGAAAAGGUUCAAAGGAACGUUAAAACUAGCACAGGUCACCUAGACUCCUGUUGUUUUAAAAAUUAAACUGCUAUUGAACACUGCAUUGUUUGUGUUAGCGACUGUUGACAGUGUCAGUUUGAAACUGAACAUAUUGUAAUGCCAGUUUCUCAGUCUCCAAGUUUAGGUUUUUUCGCUGCUAGCGGACUCUGUCUAGUUGAUAUUGUAGAGAACGUCGUAUGUUAUACGUCAACAACGGCUCUCGAUAAGAUUUGCACUGGUUUUAUUUGUGACUUGCCAUCAUUUCAUUCUAUUUACAAAUCUAGUUCUUCCUUAUUGUUCUCGCAAAUGCUGAAGCUUUGGAAAUUCUCCAGUUCUCACACAAGUCAUUAAAGUAUCCAAAAAGGAUAGAGUUCAUUGAAUAUGUAUCACGAAGCCCUCCUGUUCUACGAAUCGAUCCAUCUUUCUCUUGCGUUAUUAUUGGUGAUGAAAAGCAAUUGAAAGCAUGGCAUCUCAAGGAAACUCAAAACAUUGUAGUGUCAAUGGGAUUGCAACCAGCCAAUAUUAAAGACAUCGAUUUCCAUAACUCUGUUCCACAAUAUGCUUUUGUACUUAUUGAUGACCUUUCGUGCAGAAUUUGGGAUGUACACGCUUGCAAACUAAUACAUACUAUAAGUCCCCAAAAAAUCACUGCAUUCAGUUCGAGUUUGAUCAAUAAUUGUAUUCCGCUAGGCACAAAAGAUGGCCAGAUCUUAUCUUUCUGCCCUCAUUCUUUCCAAUGCAUUCAGUUGUGCGCACUUCCUGAGCCUGUAGUCAAAAGUGGUGUUGAACUCCGAAAGACUAGUUCGAUUAUCCACCCAACAAGUGAAAGGCCGUCAUGGUCAAAAAUUGCCGCCUUUAAUCCAUCCAUUUCUAUAGAGUUUUCAAAUGAAAUAGUUGCCUUCACAACAGUGGAUUUGAUAUCUCUUCACUCUGACAAUGAUGUACCCAGGACUUCUGGACUGAGGUCCACUUUAUCAAUCAUCCUGUCACGCGCUAGAUUAUACAUACUGGAUAUGUCCAAUCAUAAUGUUAUGGCUAGCUGGAGUUGGAUGGAUCUUAAGCUUUCUAACUGGAACUACAUAUACAAUGCAGAAAUUACUAGUACUUCAGGUGCUGUAAACUUUUGGAUUCGUGGUAAGAAUGACUCUGUUGGAUUUUUUACCAUUCCGUUCGAAAAUGUUUCUGCAACAAAUGUAUAUGAAAAUAUUUCAAACAGUUCUCCAUAUCUAUCAUUUAUUGCCAAAUAUGAUCUGUUAACGAAUUCCGUGUUGAAUACUUGCAACAAACAUCAGCUCUUUCAAAAUAAUGGCAGUAACAGAAAUAAAAGUCAAUUUUCAACAUUAAAUAAAACAUUAGACAAACCAGUCACAUUUGGACAUAAAAUCAAAUCUUCUGGUUAUGCGAAACAAGAACCAAUGCGUAAAAUGUUUCAUCCCUUGAUUUAUGAACGUUCAAAACAAAGAAAUGCUUUAAACUUAGGGAAUGAAGAGAAGCUUACAAAAUUAACUAAAUCUUAUCCGAAUACUGAUGAACUUCCAAAUGUUCUUCAAAUAAGUGGAUAUGUCGACUCUUGUACUACACCAAUCUAUAAAGUUGCCUAUUCACCUAAUGGCAGUAGCUUGGCAUCAUGUUUGGGUAAUGGGAUUUGUCUGAUUACUCGACGUGAUCAAAACACAUUGGAAGAAAAACGAAAGAAGUUAUUUCCUUCAGCUGAAGCAUUACGUGGCCAUUUAGGUCCUCUUCUCUGGGCUUCUUGGUCGACGGAUAGUUGUUUGUUGCUAACUUGUUCGUCGGACCGAACUGCGCGUAUUUGGAGAAUAGGUGUAAAAGGAUUGAAUAAAAACGUGACCACUAAAAUCGGGUCAGUAACUCAACUUAUAUUCGAUUCAAUACACAAAGGAGCUACAAAUGAUUACGGAGAAAAAGUUAGCCUGAAGAAGAAGAAUACUUAUGGUUAUGUACCAUUUGAAGAUAAUAUAUCUAUUGGGAACUUUCAUUACAUGGAUUCAUUUGUAUAUUUGAUUAGUAAAAAUAUAAUACGUUUAUACACAUAUACAUUGUCAAAUAAUGAGAAUAUUCUAAAAAAAAGUUGUGCCAAUAACAGUUAUAAAUUAGUUGGUGAAUUUCCAAUAUCCACUUGUAAUCAGUUAACUUCUGUGGCAUCUGUAAACAUUUUCUAUUCAUACUUGUUGGUGUGUGCCGGAUCAGAUCGACGUUUAUCCAUUUUAGACUUAAACUGUGGACAGGUUAUUCAGGAAAUUCAAUCUGCACAUACUAAGUGUAUAACAGGAAUUGCAUUAAAUCAGGGAUCGCUGUAUUCAAGCUUCAAUGAUUCAAUACAAAAUACUACAACACUUGGUACGGGAUAUACAGUAUAUGCAACAGUGGCACCAAAGGAUUGUGUACAAAUAUGGGACCUUAGGGAAAGUCGACAUCCUGUAAUGAAAUUGACCAAACUUUCAUCUGAAAUCUACUCAAGUGGAUCAAGUAGAAAUACUCUUAUUCCACCUGUAACAGCAGUGUUUAGUCCGUGUGGAACAAAAUUGUUAGUAGGAGGUACAAUGGAUGUGAAUCAAUCAUCACCUGUUAUAUAUGAUGUACGAAAAGCUUGUUCACAUCCUCUGACUAUAUUAAACCACGAACUGCGAAUUCAUAAUAGCCCAGCUACCGUAGUGGAUUGGCAUCCGUCAAAGCCUGAAGUAUCUACUGGAUCUCAUGAUGGUAUACUCUCAAUCUACGGAAUUCACAGAACGAAAGUCAAAGAUACGACAUAAUUUACAAACUCUUAUUGCUUUAUAACUUAUUUCAUAAACUUAAUUUCCUUCCGGCCAAUGUUUUAUAACAAUGUUAUCAAUAAAUAUCUUUUUGAAUCGAAAUAUAUGUAUAUAUGUAUCAUACUCAUUGUCGAAUGCAUGAAAUUUAACUUCAUCUUAUAUCAAUUUUAAGUAAUCAUCAACAUUCGAUAACUACAGUUCAUCAUAGAAACGAUAGUAC